GCAGAGGUCGCAUAGCAGAGGCAAGUCCAACCACUUCUGCGCACUGGAACCAGUGCGAGAAUAUGUGCGCGUUCAUAACAAAGCCAGUGUGAGAGAGCACAGAGGAGACUGACGUUUGGCGGUGGAGUUAAAAAAAAGAGAAAGGGAGAGAGUGAGAGAGAGUGAGAGAGAGAAAGAAAGAAAGUGUUAACUUGGGAGGUUUGUUUUGCUGUGGAAUACCCGGACAUACAGUAGUUGUGGCAGCACGUGUGCAUCCAUGACAUUUGUGUUUGGAGUGAAGGACUAUUUGUCACGCUGAGGACCCCUGCGCACCAGCCCCUGCACUGAACAAGGGGGAAAGUGCACCGAGAACAACUUAUAUUCUCCAAUUUGUCUCUUUCUUUUCUUGCUUUAGUGUGUGUGUGUGUAUGUGCGUGUGUGUUUUCACCGAGACGACAGUGAGUUCGAUUCCAAACUGGGAGUGAUUUCAUGCGUUCAGGCUCGCUCAACCUGAGAUGGACGUGAGAUUUUACCCUGCUCCACCGGCCAAUGUGGGUUCAUGCUCCCUACCCGCUGAUCCAAGUUGCUUGAGCUCGCUGGACUAUUAUCACUCCAACAAGGCCCGGUACAGUGUGGGUGACCGAGGGGUCAGGCUCCACUCUGCCCCCCCUCCAGGCAUCAGUCCAGCUAGGAAAAGACUGCCCACUGCUGUGUUUGAUGGUGACAACAUGUACUUGAAUGACAAUAACCAAGAGUUUCGGUCACCAAACCAGAGCUAUUCCAGUCAGGGCAGAGGCAGCAAUGGUGGUGGAGGAGGAGGAGCAGGCGAUGAGGACUACGAGAUCCCCCCAAUCACGCCCCCCAAUCACGCUGACCCUUCUCUGCUGCACCUCAUGGAGCAUGAGUCAGGGUACCCCUUUCACUCCUUGCCUCACAAUGGCCUGCUCAACACCUACUCCUACCCCGAGCUGCCCGCCCUUAUGAUGUCCAACAUGCUGGGUCAGGACACCCACAUCCUCUCGGGGCCUAUGCACUCAAUAAGCAACGACAAGCGGUCCUCGGCAGAAAUGAUGAAGCCCAAACCCAAACCGCAAAAGAAGAAGAAGAAGAAGGAUCCCAACGAGCCGCAGAAACCAGUGUCGGCCUACGCGCUCUUCUUUCGAGAUACCCAGGCAGCCAUUAAGGGUCAGAACCCCAACGCCACCUUUGGAGACGUCUCCAAGAUUGUGGCCUCCAUGUGGGACAGCCUAGGAGAGGAACAGAAGCAGGGUUACAAGAGAAAAACUGAGGCGGCAAAGAAGGAGUACCUGAAAGCCUUGGCGGCGUACAGAGCCAGUCUGGUUUCCAAGACAUAUAAUGAUCCAGAGCCAAAAAGUGCCCAGCAGACAAGCCAGCCCUCCCACCUGCUGCCCCCAAAGCAGCCCCUGUAUAGUCCUCAGCCCUCGUCACCCUACCUGGGCCCAUCGGGCUCCUUCCCCCUGUCGGACCUCCAGAGCUACGCGGGGCCGCCGCGCCACAGCCUGGCCUCCACUCUCAGCCAAUCGCAGAUGCUGCCACCCAGCAUGAGUGCCUCGCCACCUGCUCCCUUCCAAAUCAGCCCUCCCCUGCAUCCCCAUGCCCAGCUCUCCCUGCACCAGAGCUCCCUGCUCAACCAGCCAAUCCGCAUGCAGCAGUCACAGCCAAUCAUCUCACACCAAAUGGGACUCCAGGCGCCUUUGCAUUCCCCACCUCUCAGCCAACAGGGGUUUUCCCAUAUUCAGGCUGAGUACCAGAACAGUGUGGGUGGCUCACAGUCUCCAGGGGCCCCGAACCCAGUGCAUGGCCAGAACCCAGACUGGGAUAGUGAAUACUGCAACAGGGAUUGUGGACCCAACCCCUGCAGCAGUGGCAUGGGAGCUCGGGACAAGCCUCUCUACCUCACUUGAAGUUGAAAGACCUCCACUCGUGUGACUCCAGGGAGAUUUCCAACCUAAAAUCAUCAAUAUAUCUGCUUCGACACCGUUUUGCUUUUUCUUCUUCUUCGUCUUCUACCGGAUUUUAAAAAUCCCAAAGACUGCUCCAGCAUCUUCACCUAUUCGCCAAGCACUUAGAUCAGCCACAUGCCCGAGGCACUUUUUUCUCUGUCUCUCUGUCUCUCGCUUUCUCUCUUCCUCUCUCACUCUCUUGCUCUCUCUCUCUCUCAUCAGUGAACUUUUUUUUUUUCUUUUUUUUUUUUUGCGGGGGCAGUGAGCUAUGAGCUUCUGCCAGCAUACUGGAGAGAAAGACAAAACAAAUCUCAUUUUCUUUUGAAUUUUCUAGAGAUGCUCUCCCUUUGCAUCCUCAUGGGUGGAGUUGACAUGCUCAAAGCAUCCUCAAAGAGUAAGGCUCUCCAAAUUAGUCGCCUCAACAGGGGGUGCAUGUACUUUAGGACAUUUUCAAGCUGGUCGCAAACACAAGACGUUUGCAAAACCCAUCUUUGCUCCCAAUGAAGGACUCUCUAAUUUCCUUAUUUCUCACAGAGAUUGUAAAUACCACCAAAAAACAGAUCCUUCUUAUGUGUGUAUUUUCAGCAGCAGCCCCUUGCUGUCUUGAGUUUCUUUCCAUUGAAUUAUGUGGUGAGGGAAUACACACACUAAAAAAAAAAUGUGUUACAAGCAAGAGAGGAGGAGGAGGAGACCCAAAAAAAAAAAAUCGCCAUCUCCCUGCCGAUCGUAGGUAGCGUCGACUCUCGUCACGUGACCUCAGGAUGUUGCCGAAACACAGAGGUGGAAGAUUUUAAACCCUUUUGGUCCUCCUCCACCUUCCUUUUUUCCUAACACCACUUGUACAGGUGAAUUAAACAAAAAAAGAAGCUAAAUGUGAAAUGUUAACUAAAGAAAACAAACAGUGGGGUUUUGAAGUUUUGACUAGUUUUAUUAGGUGUUUUAGAAUUGUGUUCAACUCAUCUUUAUUAUCUUUUGUGAAGAAUUUUAAAUAAGAUUUUUUGGUUUUCACUGUAGCAGGAUUUAAGAGGAACGGACAUCGGGGUAUAUAAUUCAAUUUUUUGUAUAAAGCCUGCCAAAUGUACUUCUUUGUCACCCCAGAGGCCCAUUUUGUUUGGAUGAAUAUUGGUUUUACAAAAAAGCUCAUUAUAUAUCAUUUGGUUAGAAGGUUUCACAUUGGUUUAUGAAUAAUAAAGAAGUAACAUGC
This is a messenger RNA of Syngnathus typhle (broad-nosed pipefish), 3147 nucleotides long. Its product is annotated as TOX high mobility group box family member 2-like. Bases 495 to 1904 code for a protein of 469 amino acids. Gene Ontology annotation, biological process: regulation of transcription by RNA polymerase II. NCBI's taxonomy places the organism in Eukaryota, Metazoa, Chordata, Actinopteri, Syngnathiformes, Syngnathidae. The transcript is spliced from 9 exons. Gene Ontology annotation, molecular function: chromatin DNA binding. Gene Ontology annotation, cellular component: nucleus. The record is from RefSeq and is a predicted model, not a curated record.